Molecule: messenger RNA, 633 nt
Organism: Strongyloides ratti
Lineage: Eukaryota; Metazoa; Nematoda; Chromadorea; Rhabditida; Strongyloididae
Product: LEM domain and LEM/LEM-like domain-containing protein
Exons: 2
Coding region: 1-633 (210 amino acids)
Source: RefSeq, a predicted model, not a curated record
AUGGACUUUGCUACUCUUACAGCGGCUACUGUUUCUGAAUUGUCAAACAAAGAAUUAAUUGAGGCGUGUAAACACUUUAAUAUAUCUUGUGGUGCUGUUAACAGAACUUCAAGAAAUUUAUUUGAAAAAAAGUUGGUUGCCGCUCUGUCAUCAAACACAGAUCAUCCUAGCCACACUGUUGAAGAAGUUGAAGAAAUAUUCGAGGAGAAUCCUACUACACCUUUGUUUGCCAAUGAAUCAGGGACCAUUAGAAAUUCAUUUAUUUCUGAGAGUGCUAAUGUAUAUAAUGAUACACCUUAUCCAACUGUUCGUACUAGCAGAGUUACCAAAAGAAUAACCACUAAUAUAUCACCUAAAUCUUGUCUAGAUGAAGGUUACAAAUAUGGUGAGGAAGAAAACUAUGAUGGUGAAGAAUCUGUUAGAAUUUUAACUAAAGCUGAGCGUGAUGAACGUCGGGCUAGAUUAUUGUCUGGAAAUAUGCAUCGUGAAUAUCCUGUGGUUCGAGAGGAAAAGAAACCCUUCUGGUAUACAUUAUUAAAGAUUGUCUGUUUUGCACUUUUUGUGCUUUUUGCUUAUUUUUUCUACAAGGAGCACAUGCAGAGAUUACAAGAUGAAAGUAAUGAUGACCUGUAA